Camellia sinensis is the source of this 472-nucleotide messenger RNA. Lineage: Eukaryota; Viridiplantae; Streptophyta; Magnoliopsida; Ericales; Theaceae. The record is from RefSeq and is a predicted model, not a curated record.
AUGGGUUUCGCUCUCUUCACUACUCCUUUUGCCAUUGCUGCCAAAGAUGCCCUUCAGGAGAUGGUGUUUGAUGAGGAAUCAAAGUCUGUUUUGCACACAGAUGGCAAAGAAAAAUCUAUUUGUCAAAAGGGUAUCUCUGUAAUGAGUAAACCAAUUUGGAAGCAGGUUGACCCCCGAUUUGUUUGGAACAGAAAUAUUUUGGAGGAGCUCAUUGAGAAUAAGCUUGAUGGGUUUAUCAUCCCUCUGUUACAAGGGAAUAUCCUGAAGCUUUUCAAUGCUUAUUUUGUGUGUGUGUGCGCGCGCAUGUGUUUAUGCAUGAGCACAUGCGUGCGUGUUAAAGGUAUUAUUUCCACAGGAAAUGUGCCUUCAGAUACUGAUUGUUCCGGUUAAUAUCUUUUCAACUCAAUAUCUUAAGUGGACCAAUUCACUGGCUGACUUGCUUUUUUCUUCUCUGGACCCCAAAGUAAAUUUC